Molecule: messenger RNA, 1074 nt
Organism: Paramuricea clavata
Lineage: Eukaryota; Metazoa; Cnidaria; Anthozoa; Malacalcyonacea; Plexauridae
Source: the annotation of a GenBank genome assembly
AUGCACAAGAUGACCAAGAUGGCUCCAGUCGACAAAAAAUUCUUAUGGGAUAUUUUUAACAAGUAUGUUGAUAGUCAAAUGCAUGCCUUCGUUCGAUGAUUCGUCAAAAGCAUUCUUUCUAUGAUUUGAUCUCGUUUCAGCGACUAAAAAUAUAUAAUUCCAAGUUUAUGUUUUUGUCUUCGCGUGAUGCAGUGCGUGUUAUGUAUGCCUACGUGUAAAUGUGUUGUAUUUAAUCAUUGAAAUUGUAACUUUUUUUAAAUCCUGUGUGAACGUGUUAUUAAACUGUAGAAUUGACACUGACAAAAAUGGGUCGAUUAGUGGCGACGAACUGCAGCAGGCACUACGAAAUGGUAUGUUUUGGAAGCAUGUUAAUAAUUCCUUGUUUAUCUGUCAUGUUAUUUUACACACAAAGGUAAUCGAACUGCGUAUACAACGACUUGUGCAGCUUGCAUUAUAUACUCUAUAUAGCUAUGCCCGUUAUGGCUGGUUUCUCUUACAGUCUUAGUUAUCGAAAUUGCUGUAACCACAGUAGGAGUUUGCAUAAUAAGUAAAUUCUACGUUUUGAAGGAUUUGUAAGAAAUGUUUGAGAGAACUGUUAAACUGUUAAACACUGAAUCAGUUCCUCAAACAUUUCUUACAAAUUCUUCGAAACUUUGAAUUUACCCAUGCAAAAUUCGAACCCUAAUUCCACCAGCAAAUUUUGUAUAACCCAUGCAAUAUUCUAUACAGUAUGCGCCGCUGUCAUCAUGAAUCAAUGAAUGUUCUCUGAAUUAUGUCAUAUAUAGAGAAUUUUCUUCCUUUUUAGCCUAUCACUAUAUAGGUAUAAAAAAAUCAGUCUUAAUUCAUUUGUGUGCACUGUUUACAAUAAAUUCUUCAUUUCAAAUUGUAGGUACGUGGACUGCGUUUAACCCAGAAACAAUCCGACUAAUGAUGAGUAAGGCAAAUAUAAUAUAUUGACUCUACUAGAAAAUACAUGCAUGCAGAAACCCUCGCCUUGCUGACAAAACCAUUCUAUUUUCGGAACAUAAAGUAUCUGAAGUAGUUGUCAUGGUAACACGAUAAUUUUUAAGAAUA